CCUGUGUACAUUAGCCGGCUAGUUUCUAGCUCAGACCACAGUACUCGAAGUUUAAACGCGUGUAGGACAUCGCUGCUACUAGGAGGAAGAAGUUAGUUAGCUAACGAGCUAACAUGAGAGAAGUUGGUGACAGCAGCGACUUUGUCUAUCUGACAUCUACUAGUUGACUCACCGGUCCAUGAUGGAGGAGAACUCGUCUUGUUCUUCGCUGGUUCCUGCUCUUUCUCCGGUGUCUUUCCUCCAGAGGACGUUGGAGCGGUUGUCCUCCUCACAGUGUGUGAGAGUAGACUCAGAGGUGUGUGCUCCUGUGGCCGUCAUCGCUCUUCAGCGGUACUUAUGUGAGCAGACUGAGGGCCAGCAGCAGCAGCAGCUGGACAGCUACAGCUACGACGUGACGGUCACUGACGGAGUGUGGCGGGCCAAGUGCUUCCUUCACCCUACUUUAAACCACUUGGUGCACACUAACACCCUGAGGACUGGGGCUGACGUCCACAUCACGCAGUGUUCUUAUGUCUACAGCGAGAGGAGACUGGGACACGGGUAUAUCUGCAUUGAGCAGCUCAGAUGUGCUGCAGAGAGGUCUGCUCUCCUGGCACGAGUAAAGGAUGUCAGCUCACUGCCCAUGUUGGUCAAGCACGGCAUGGAGAGGAGUGUGUUGCUGCAGAGUGAUGUCCCCCUUCAGGUGAGCCGCAAACAUUACCUGUGUCUGUGGAACAACGACGACCCAGAGGGAGACAUCUGGACCUCAGGGUGUCCCUCCUCUGACACAGUGCUGGACGUAUCCAAGAUUACUCUUCUUUGUAGUCUGGAGUCGUGCUUUAGACAGACGUGGAAACCUCUCCCUCUCCUAGUGAAGAUUAUACACAAAUCCAGAUUACGCUAUUAUGGGAAGUUUGGGCUCAAGAUUGAUUAUUCCUACCAGGCAUACUUUGAAGUCGCUGACCAGAGUGGGACGAUGUCUCUUGUGCUUUGGAAUGAACUUUGUCCAGAGUUUUACCAGAGACUGAACGUAGGCACUGUGUUGUACAUCCAGCAUUACACCUUGAAGCAGAGCUAUUCAAACCGGUCACACCCGCAAAUGGACCAUCACAGACUGAAGACCUUUAACUCUUUAGAAAUCUGCCUGAACCCUCGCAACCCUGCGUCAGUCAUCACUGUGGUCUCAUCAAAGAGUGUUCUGCCUCAGUGGGGACUGCCUGAGGUUUCCUACCAGUUCACCACCAGGUCAGAGCUGGAAAAAUUAAUCAACAAUUCCUCAUGUGAUGUCAUCGGUUUGGUGACAUUUGUUGGUCGUGUUGAAAGGGUCAAGAGUAAAGGGAACAAGGGUCCGGAAAAAUACUGGACGUAUCGCUGGAUCCACGCGGUGGAUGGAACAUCCAACCGUCCUUUUAUCCUGGAGGUUUUUUCCUCUUCCCAACCAGAAGUCUUCAGUCGGAUAUGCCCAAUGACCUACCUGGUGUGCACUCAGAUGCGAGUUUGUCAAGUGGAAGGCUCGUUGCCCUAUCUCACCAGCAGCUUCGAGACAGAGACGUUCAUCACAGGCUACCACAAAGGUCAGCCAUAUGUGAGUGAACCCAGAGUGAAGAGCUUCAUCCAGUGGACCAAAACUCUGAAGGACAACAUCGUCCUCCAGAAGACUGCUGUCGGUGGUCAUUAUUGCUACCCUCGUCCCCCGCAGAAAUAUACACAGUCAAUGGCAGAUGCCUCAGCUCAGGCUCCUCUAAUUGCUGCGGCUGACUUGAAGAAGGAGUUAGAGACCCUGCAGUACAGGGAACAUAAAAAAGUUGCAAUUCAAGGACAGAUCACGGCAGUGGGCUACGUUAAAAACCCAAACGCCACACAGUCUCAAGGAACAGAAGAGACAGAGGCGCCAGAUGUUUCUACUGAUGCGUGUGAACAAGCCGUACCAGACGCACACGAUCAUCCGUCAACAGCUGAGCAGGCCAGUUUAACAUCUGCCUCUGCUGAGAAAAUCUCAGCAAGAGGAAGGAAAAGAAGAAUUCAAACAAGAAAAGCCACACAGCCCUCUUUGAAUCGUGGUGGCGCGUCAGCAAAAAGGAGACGUAAAGAUACAGAGGAAGGACGAGAGCAGGAAGAAGAAGAGAGUGACUCUGGAGCUGAGGAGGCUCAGGAAGUGGAAUGUAGCCAACAACUGCAAAAUCAAGACUCUGAUGCAAUAUCUUGGGAAAGCAGCAGUUGGCCGAAGCAACGACAAGAAGUGUCUGAACAUCUGCGUCAAGGCGGUCUGCACGGGGACAGCGUGUCUCAGAGGUUCACGUUUGACGAAAAGAACGUCCUCCUGCAGCGAAGUAACCUUCAGCCGACGCGGUGGACACCAGACCACAGCUCUGACGCCAUCCCACCUGUGGUUUGUCCAGGAUACUACCAAGUAACAAUAUUAGGCAUAAACAAGCAGAUAGCCGUCGAUGCUGCAUAUGUUCCUGUCAUGAGCUCAGACGAGCCCAGGGCUGUCGGUCUUCCUCAGGAUCCCCAUGGCAACACGAUGCUGUCCUGCCUUUCGUCAGGCUUCCUCUGUCCGCUCAGUGACGCCGACAGCCACAGCGAAUCAACGUUUCCUGAGCCAGAGGAGGUGUUGGCGACCGCCAGCGAGCUGGAGGACACACAUGUCGUGUGCAUCUUGGACCUUUGCCAUCUGGGCGGAGACGAGGUGGAGGUCCUGAUCAACAAGGUGUACAGAGUGACAGAGGUUUCUCUCGACUAGGAGGUACAGAGGAGCAAGUGAUCAGCUCUGUGAGGAUAUCUUCUAAUUAUUAUCAGCAUAUAUUAAUCAUGUUAUUUUGGAUAGAAAGGGCAAAGGUUUUAGAUUUGAUACUUGUAAAUUCCCUGAUUACCUGUAACACAUGUACAGUAAAUGUCACAUAAAUCUUUAUAUAAUGCUUUUGAAUACUGAAUUAAAAUACUGAAAUACAUAAAA
Molecule: messenger RNA, 2935 nt
Organism: Sebastes umbrosus (honeycomb rockfish)
Lineage: Eukaryota; Metazoa; Chordata; Actinopteri; Perciformes; Sebastidae
Gene: radx
Product: RPA1 related single stranded DNA binding protein
Exons: 16
Coding region: 179-2722 (847 amino acids)
Biological process (GO): regulation of DNA repair
Cellular component (GO): replication fork
Molecular function (GO): single-stranded DNA binding
Source: RefSeq, a predicted model, not a curated record